Aspergillus terreus NIH2624 is the source of this 471-nucleotide messenger RNA. RefSeq names its product V-type ATPase assembly factor PKR1. The transcript has 2 exons. Gene Ontology annotation, cellular component: endoplasmic reticulum membrane. The record is from RefSeq and is a predicted model, not a curated record. Bases 1 to 471 code for a protein of 156 amino acids. Gene Ontology annotation, biological process: vacuolar proton-transporting V-type ATPase complex assembly. Lineage: Eukaryota; Fungi; Ascomycota; Eurotiomycetes; Eurotiales; Aspergillaceae.
AUGGCCUCGUUCGUGGAGGAUCUCUGGUCCAGCAUCUUCACCCCAGGGCCCACGCCCACCCUCCUGAUCGCCACAAACGCCACCUUUGCCGCCCUGCAGCUCGUCCUGCUCGUCCUGCUGCUGGCCACCUACAGCGUGCAUUUUGUCGUUCUGUCCGCCCUGUCCGCCGCGCUGUGGUGGUCUAUCAACUGGUUUGCGCGCGAGGUGCGCUGCGCUCAGGAAGCUCAGGAGGCGGAGAAAACCAGGGAGCAAUCGGAGCCCCGGGAGGAGGCCGAGAGUGACACCGAGACGGAGGGUGUUACAAACGCCCGAAGGGAGACGGUUACAACAACAAUGACGACGACGACUACGACUACCGCUACGACAGCGGCUGUCAAUACUGCGGCAGCCCGGCAGGGGGAGGUGCGGAAGCGGGCCAGCGUCAGCGGGGAUAAUAACUCCGGCUAUGGGAGUACCGAUAACCUUGCCUAG